GCACAGGCAUCGAACCCACGGAUCUUUACUCCGCUGUCCCCCCGGAUCUGCACGAACUGGAUUAACGUCACCGGACCUGAACCGGACCUGAACCGGAUCUUCAUGAUCUUUACUCUGGACCUGGUGGACUACCUGUCUGACGUCAUGACUCUGGAGGAGGAGGUCGCUCCGAACGGCUCCGAGAAAAGGAUGCAGACGGUGCGCGCGGCCCUGGAGCAGCUGCUGGUCGAGGCGCAGCGGCAGGACCACCUGACUGUGGGCGUGUACGAGUCCGCCAAGCUCAUGACUGUGGACCCGGACAGCGUGGUGCUGUGCGUGCUCGCCACGGACGAGGAGGACGAGGACGACGUGGCGCUGCAGAUCCACUUCACGCUGCUGCAGGCGUUCUGCUGCGACAACGCCAUCGACAUCCUGCGCGUGUCCGGCGUCCGCAGGCUGGCUCACGUGCUGCAGGAGGACGGCGAGGAUAGGAGCGAGCCCCGGGACCUGCACUGCAUCCUGGUCACGAACCCCCCGCUGCAGUGUCCGUCCCUGCAGGACGUCAGCAGCUUCUGUGACGAGAGUCGCUGCAGGAACCAGUGGGUUCCCUACGUGGCGCUGGACUGAGCCGAGCCGAGCCGGACCGCUGACCCGCGGUGAGACACAGGAACCAGUCCAACAACCGGCCUCAUGCACAAGAGGACAACCGGUGCUAGAGGGACGUCACGGAGCGAACAGGACGAGCCCCGGGGAGAGGACGGGGGGGGGGGGGACCUCCUGCUUCCUGAUUGAUGGAUAAGUUGGUCCCGGGUGCACAUGAUGUCCCGGAAGUGGACCAGGAGGGUUCUGGUCCAGAAGAGACGGGAGAGUCAACGUCACAUCCUGAUUGGCAGCACCUGGCUGUCAAGUGACUGAACUGACCAAUGACUGAGGGGGGGCGGAGCUCACCUGAGCUGCUCAACUGUCAGAGAGCGUGAUGUCAUAUGUUGUUGUUAUGAGUGACGUGAUGAUGUCAUAUGUUGUUGUUAUGAGUGACUUGAUGAUGUCAGAUGUAAGAAGUUCAAUUCAACUGUUGAUUUAUGAUCAAUAAACGAUUGAAGCAGAAA
This is a messenger RNA of Limanda limanda (common dab), 1085 nucleotides long. Its product is annotated as growth arrest and DNA damage-inducible protein GADD45 beta-like. The coding region runs from base 103 to 606 and encodes 167 amino acids. The record is from RefSeq and is a predicted model, not a curated record. Gene Ontology annotation, biological process: regulation of cell cycle. The transcript is spliced from 4 exons. Gene Ontology annotation, cellular component: cytoplasm; nucleus. NCBI's taxonomy places the organism in Eukaryota, Metazoa, Chordata, Actinopteri, Pleuronectiformes, Pleuronectidae.